GCAUGCUCCAGACAAGGCCAGGUAAUUUAAGCUAGACACACACAUUUACAGAGCACCUGCUACACCACUAGCAACCAGUAAAUGAUGGAGCUCCGGCCCCCAACAGUCCACAGCCCCACAGAGCUACAGCUCAUUCCUAUGGAUUAAUAUGUGAGUGGAGUGUACCAUGUGUUCUGCAGGGGUGGACCUUUGGGUUCUGUUCAAGAGGUAAGCAGUUUGUAAUGGGUUAAUAUGAUUUUAGAGGUGUGUGGAUGUUCAGAAACUAAAGCAAAGUGAAAAAGACUUCCAGCCUUGGUGUUUUCUGCAGUGUCUUGUGGUGUAUGUUGAUCAGCUGCUUCUUUCUCCUCUUGACUAUUUUACUUCUAGUCUAGUUCCAAGCUUGCAGGAUAAAGAUGUUUAGGUGAUGAUGUGGGUUCAAAAUAUGGGAAAAGCACCAAGAGAAACGUUUAACUCAAAAAACUCUAAAAGACGUAGAGCAAACAGUAAAAGGAAACUAAAGCGCUUCAGUGAAAUCUGCACCAAUGAGCCAGUGAGUUAGCAGUUCAGUUAGCAGCAACUGACUCAGGUCAGACAUCUGAUGUAAGCCAAGGCUGGAUUACGAGGGGAAAGCAUCCUGUCACUAAUUUACUUACGUUUACUUUGUGGUAAUCUGAUUAAUUAAUAAUUUGUUUGGUAUAAUGCACAAUUAAAGCAAAGUUAAUUAGUGAAAUGGUAAGCAUCCUGUGUUGUGUUAUGCAUAUUUACCUAGUCUUGAUCCUUUUCUAAUACCUUUCAUACUGGAGUUGAUAUUAUGUAUGCAUUUAACAAAAAUGUUUAUAGAAAUGAUGACUAACAGACAUACAGCAUACCUGAGACCGCCCACACCAACCUGCUGGUUAUUCUGGCCCUUAGGACACUACCUGACCCCUCACUGCAGAUAGCUUUGGAUGGAUGAAUCAUAUGGCAUCACUGGCCACCAUGAGGCAGAAAAACAGCAAAACAAACUCAUUUAGUGCUUUUGGCAAACAAGAGAAGGCAGACUUGCACCUCCAAAGACAACAUUAGCAUUUAUUUGAAGUUGUCUUCCUGUCCGCCUAACGAUUGUUAAGUCCAACAUGUUUGUCUCUGGUUUGGUCUCCUGAGCAAAAUACCUGGCUCCUAAGAUAGAUUUCGAUUAGAUAUAUUCACUUUCUUCAUGGCUAGAGGUUCACUUCUUAGAGACAGCCAGGUAGUGUAUUCAGAUUAGCUUGAUUUUAUUUGUAUAACCCAAUAUCACAAAUUUACCUUACAGGGCUUUACAAUCUGUCCUUACACCUUUGACAGGGACAAACUUUCCAAAAAUAUUGAUUCUACAUGAAAAGCAUGGAUCCAAGAGGAUGGUCAAACCAAAGCGAUUUCAAACAUCCACAAAAUGAGCACAGUUGAGGUGUUUGAGGCCAAACAGAUGAAGAUGGUAACGCAGCUGUUUCGGGUUACAGCUCUGUGGAGAAGAUGCUACCUCAUCACCAUGUUACCUCUACUGUAACACAACAUGACCAGUAUCUUGCUGAUUUGGGUGCUGUCAGUCAUCAGAGCCCAGCAUGUGUCCUCUGUCCCAUCAUGCCCUGCUUCUUGUCUGGUUUGUUCUGAAGACACCGUCAUCUGUAACAGACUGGCUCACAUUAUUGACGUUUCAGACACAACCCAGGCUCUGCUGCUAACGGAGGGCUCCAUCUCCACAGUCCAGCCUGCCUCCCUGUCUGAUCUCAGCAACAUUACAGUCAUAGUUCUGAGUCAUAACCAUAUCUCAGUGCUGGGUGAACAGUCCUUCAGAAACCUGCCUGUCCUCCACACCUUACUGCUGGACCACAACCUCCUGACCAGCCAGGCCCUACAGGGGGGAGCUCUGACCAAUCUAACCCGACUAGAGGUACUCGCUCUGGGCCACAAUCUCAUCAGAAUGAUCCGAGGUGGCUGGUUCAAAGGUAGCAAGGCUCUGCGGAGCUUGAAACUGGAUGGAAACUUGCUCACUAGUUUGGACUCUGGUUCCUUUCCUGUGGAUGACCUCAAACAUCUGGAGAGCCUGGAUCUCUCAGAUAACCUGAUACAUCAUCUGGAUAGAAGCAGCUUCGAUGGGUUGGUGAGCCUGCAGACUCUGGAUCUGUCCAGAAACCGUCUAAGUUCUGCUCCUGCUGAGGCUUUUUCCUACCUCAGCUGGCUGACAAAUCUCAACCUAGACCUCAACUCAUGGAACUGUUCCUGUGAGAUGCUGGAUCUGGCUACCUUCCUGUCCACCUUCAUGCAACAACCCGGCCAGACCCUCUAUAAUGGCCGUAGGAUGGUGUGUGUGAGCGCUGACAACCCGGCUGUAACCACAGUGUUGGAGCUAACUGAGGCCAAUUGCGUCCCGUCCAAUCAGAACAUCACAGUGAAGAUAGAGCCCAGAAGCAGCGUGACGCCUCAACUGUAUGCUCGAGAUCUGGCCAUCACAGCAGUCAUCUGUUUUAUUGGUGGUGUUGGUUUGACCCUGCUGGUAGUCCUGAUCUAUUAUCAAGUUUCCAAGAAGAAGAAACUGAAAAAAAGCAAAAGAGAGAAAGUGGAAGAGGAGGGCAGCAGCACAACUUCGAAUCACCACGUCAAUCAUCUAGAUGUUAGUGAGAAAAGGAGGGAACGCUCCUUGCAAGCAAAUAGCAGCCAGCCUUGGGACAGAGAAAUCAUGACAAUGGAUCCAAGGCGAGAUGGUCAUGGUCGGCAGAUUAGGUCCCAACUUGAUGAAAACGGCAGCCAUUUUGUGUGUUCAGAGUGUAGCUCAGAAAGACAGAGAGGGAUGGGACCGAACCCAAUGAGAUGGAACAACAGGAUAAAUGGAGGGAUGGAGGCAGAAGAGGAAAUGGAAAAGAGGAGAGUGAGGAUGGUAGCAGAGGAAGAAAGGAGGAGGCUUGGGAACCAGCAGGGAAUCUUGACCAGGGACAUUCCCAACAAGUUUCUUUCUCAUGGCAAUACCAACUCUUUCUCACAUCCACGGAAAGAAGCCCUCAGUGACAGACCAGAGAGCCUGGCUAGUUAUAGAGAGAAUGGAGAGAGCUACAGGACUGACAUAGAAGGUAAGAACAGAGGACAAGAGAGUUUACAUUGCCCGAGCUGCCACAGUACAUACAGACCACCAGAGCAGAACAUGAGACAAGGGAGGAAUCACACCAACAUGAGAGACUCUCCUCUGUUUGAAGGCCUCCCUUCUCAGUACAGACAGAUUGAUAGAGGUGGAAAUGUUAACCAUGACCAGUUUGACAUGAUAAAGAACACAGAGUUGAAAAGAGAAACAAGAAAUGUAACAUUUGAUCUGGAGAGGUCGAGAACCCUAGAAAGAAACAGUCAUAGCAAUGACAAGAGGGAGGAUGACGAGAGGACCUCCAGAGACAAGGAGAGACUCAGAAGACACAAAGCUAAAGUCCAGUCAAGCCGCUUACUGAAGGUUAAACUAAACUUGAACCCACUACGGAAAAGCAAAGUCCAUCCUAAGAGGAAAGCUGAGCAGGGCCAUUCAGAGAAAAAGAGCCCGAAGAAGAGGAGAGAUAAAAGACAGGACGGAAAGGACAGAGGAGAAAAGGAAAUGAAGGGAAAGUCUGGUAAGAAGGGCAGCAAGACUAAAGGAACAACUGAGGAUGGCGAGAAAGAAGACGGAGAAGAAGGAGAGAAAAACAAAGGGACUUCCAAAAAGGGGCAGGAAAGUACUGAAGGUGACCAGGGCGAGAAUAAACUCCCAGAAGACACUACCACCCACACUGCUGACCCAUUAGCCUCUGCUUUUGCCAUUGGACAAGGCCAAAAUUUGCUGGGUGGGCAUUUUCAGUAUCAGGGAGCUGGAUUGGCUAUGGGGAGUGCUCAGAUUUCCUCACAGUAUCCCUUUUCCCUCUCUGCCACUGGCAGGAAUCAAACUUCCAACCUCUCUCUGCUUGGCUCAGCAGGCUCACAACUGACUGGCAGCAGCCUCUCUCUUCCAGGAGGGAAUUUCAUGCUCAACACCAUGGCCCCGGGAUCUAAUGCACGGUUCCCCAGCUACCCAGCUAAUUCUGUUGCUCCCAACAUAGCAAUCAGUGGGCCCAGUAUGGCUCCAAGUGGUGUCCCAGACAGCUUCAUAAAGCAAGCUGGGGUAGGCCUCAUGUCUCCUGCUAAUUCUCUUUUAGCCAACACUGUACAUGCUAACCCUUUGCAAGCAAGUCCAAUGCAUACCUCCCAGCCUGCAGGACUAGCCUCAAGUUUGACAGCAAACCCAGCUGCUAAUCCUAACCCUAACCCUAACCCUAACCCUAACCCUAACCCUGCACCUGGGCAGUCCCUCUUACAGACCCAGCUGCCCCCGGACAGCUCUAUUGCAAAACUGAAGUCUGAUCCAGCCCAGGGACCAGGCCUUCAAACUGGCAAAGGAGUACAACAGUUGCCCCCUGAAUCUCAAACACCCCAGACCAAGGAGAGCCACACUCUCCCAACUCAGGCACCACCAAGCGCAGAUGGUUCAACGACUCUUCAGGCUUCUAGCAUUGUGGAAAAGCUGUCAAACAGUACCAGUCAGACAGAGGCCGGGCGUGUACCUGCUGGGCCAACGGUCAAUACAUCAACUGCGGUUUUAACUGAAGGACUUGCAGCAGGGGUGUCAGGAGAUAGCAUGCAGGCAGCAGAUGGGUCUGUAUUGGGUGUGUCUGCACCUAGUAUGUCUACACAAAGUGUAUCCUCCAUGGAUGAUGCCGGUCCAACUGCUGCACUGCUACAGCAGGAGUACCUGUCAGAGGAAGGAGGAUCCUCCCCCAGGAGGAAGCUGAGGCUGGUGCUUCCCGAGAAGACUUCCAACCGACUACCAACCGCACUGGAGAGGAAAAUACGCUAGCUGCUCAUUUCAUUGUUAAUGAAAUUUUAUAGAUCAGUAGUAUUUUGAAGGUCAGAUGAAGCACUUCAUCUUUUAAAAUCGAGUUCUACAUCAGACGCAGAAAGCUGAGACUGACUGCCAGGAAAUGUCAUUCUGUAAUGUUUUACAGAUGUUUGGUGUGUUCUAUUUUUAUAAUGAUAAACAGUGUAACAGUGUAUUUUGUCAUAUUUUUUGUCUCUCAGUGUUUAUUGUUGAUCUUUGUAACAACAUUUGACAGAAAAUCUCACCUUAGCAUCCAUUUAGUAGCUGUGCUGGAGCUUUCAAGCAUCUACAUCAUUAGAUGAGUUUGCUCAGUUGCCAGAUGUUCUUGUUCAUGUUGACUUACAAGGUGAGAAAAAAAGAAACCUUGCUGUCAGUUCAUUCCUUUUCUUAGAAGCAGCCACUGACAAUCUUACCCCGAGGUCUAUUUAGUAGCCGCUCUAGGGCUUUUUAUCAGCAGGUCUGAACAGUAAAAUAAAAAAUUUUAAAUUUCAUGCUUCACUAAAGCGAACUCUAUUUGUUGAUGAAGGUCAUGAGAUGCAGUCGAAGGUGCCAGACAGCUACUAAAUUGACCUUGUUUUGUUAUUUGCUGAUACUUAAUAUGCUAUACUAUGAGAGA
Larimichthys crocea (large yellow croaker) is the source of this 5477-nucleotide messenger RNA. It is a transcript of the gene lrrc53, whose product is annotated as leucine rich repeat containing 53. NCBI's taxonomy places the organism in Eukaryota, Metazoa, Chordata, Actinopteri, Sciaenidae. The coding region runs from base 1511 to 4840 and encodes 1109 amino acids. The record is from RefSeq and is a predicted model, not a curated record. Gene Ontology annotation, molecular function: protein binding. The transcript is spliced from 9 exons.